UUUUCCAAUAAUUAAAAAAGAAAAAGGAAGAAAAUGAUGCCAAAUUCUGCUAAUUCAUCUCCUCUAACUCCAUUAUCCUUUCUUGAAAGAGCUGCAACCGUAUACGGCGACUGCCCUUCUAUCAUCUACAACACCACCACCUACACCUGGUCUCAGACCCACCGUCGAUGUCUUCAACUUGCAUCAUCUCUCUCAUCCUGCGGCUUCACCCCUGGCCACGUCAUCUCCGUCAUUGCUCCCAACACCCCCGCGAUGUACGAGCUCCAAUUUGCUGUCCCGAUGUCUGCUGCUGUUCUUAACAAUAUAAAUACUCGUCUUGACGCGCAUACCGUCUCAGUUUUUCUGCGUCACAGCGAAUCAAAGCUCGUCUUUGUUGACUGUCUCGCACGUGAUCUUAUUCUUGAAGCUGUGUCUUUGUUUCCGUCUGAUGUUAAACGUCCUAUGCUAGUCCUCAUUGCUGAUGAUAGUGAGGCACCAGCGUCAUCGUCACUGACCGUUGAUUUUUGGUGUAGUUAUGAAAGUAUGGUGCAGAGAGGUGAUCCGGAGUUCAAGUGGGUCCAGCCGAGAAGCGAGUGGGACCCAAUAGUGUUGAAUUAUACAUCAGGUACAACUUCAUCUCCCAAAGGUGUGGUACACUGCCAUAGAGGGACCUUCAUUAUUACCGUUGAAUCCUUGAUUGAUUGGAGUGUUCCUAAACAACCUGUAUAUCUGUGGACCCUACCAAUAUUCCAUGCCAAUGGAUGGAGCUUUUCGUGGGGCAUGGCAGCUCUCGGUGGGACCAACAUCUGCAUCCGUAAAUUCGAUGCGUCUAGUAUCUACGGCUUGAUCAGGAGACACAGAGUCACUCACAUGUGUGGUGCACCUGUAGUACUAAACAUGCUAACAAACUCUCCCAAAAAGGCACCACUCAAGAGCCCCGUUCAUAUCUUAACAGCCGGAGCUCCACCUCCAGCCGCUGUGCUACUCCGGACCGAGUCACUGGGCUUUGUGGUGAGUCAUGGCUAUGGGUUAACAGAAACGGCAGGAGUUGUUGUGUCGUGUGCCUGGAAACCAAAAUGGAAUAUGCUCCCAGAAAAUGAAAGAGCUAGACUAAGAGCAAGGCAAGGAGUGAAAAUUGCAGGGUUCACAGAGAUGGACGUGAUUGACCCAAAAACAGGACUGAGUGUUAAAAGAGAUGGGCUAUCACUAGGUGAGAUAGUAUUAAGAGGUGGGUCCGUGAUGAUGGGUUACUUAAAGGACCCAGAUGGGACAUCAAAGUGUUUAAAAGAAGAUGAUGAUGGGUGGUUAUACACAGGAGACGUAGGAGUGAUGCACCCCGAUGGCUAUUUGGAGAUCAAAGAUAGAUCUAAAGAUGUGAUCAUUAGUGGUGGAGAGAACAUAAGCAGUGUGGAGGUGGAGUCGGUGUUAUACAGCAAUCCGGUGGUUAAUGAGGCGGCUGUUGUGGCUAGACCUGAUGAGUACUGGGGAGAGAGGCCAUGUGCGUUUGUGAGCUUGAAAGAUGGAGUAACAGAGAGAGUGAGUGAGAAGGAUAUAAUUGAGUAUUGUAGAGAAAGGAUGGCGCAUUAUAUGGCACCUAAAACGGUGGUGUUUCAAGAUGAACUGCCCAAAACUUCCACUGGGAAGAUACAGAAGUUGGCGCUUAGAGAGAUUGCGAAGGCCAUGGGAGCUUCACAGAAAUGAGGUUCCAUGAAAUGAUGCCUUUGUAAUAUUUAUUGUUCGAAGGAAAUAAAAUCUAGACAUACAUUUGUCGCAGAAUCCAUAGUUUAUAGAGGGACAAAGGGUCAAA
Ricinus communis (castor bean) is the source of this 1786-nucleotide messenger RNA. RefSeq names its product 2-methylpropanoate--CoA ligase CCL4. NCBI's taxonomy places the organism in Eukaryota, Viridiplantae, Streptophyta, Magnoliopsida, Malpighiales, Euphorbiaceae. The transcript has a single exon. The record is from RefSeq and is a predicted model, not a curated record. The coding region runs from base 34 to 1680 and encodes 548 amino acids.